AUGGCUUCUGAAAGCUUUGACUUCAUCAUCGUUGGCGGCGGGACGUCGGGUCUCGUCCUCGCCAAUCGUAUCUCCGAGGACCCAAGCCUCCAGGUGCUUGUGAUUGAGGCAGGCGACAACCAAAUGGAGGACCCCAGAGUCAACGUUCCUGCCAUGUGGCCAACUCUGCUUGGCACAUCCUCCAACUGGGCCUUCAAGACUGUUCCUCAGGUUGGAUUCCAAGGUCGUGAGAAUGUCCUUCCACAGGGUCGUCUGCUCGGUGGUUCUAGUGCAAUCAAUGGACUUGCAUUCACUGCCCCUUCCAAGUCAACUGUUGACGCAUGGUCUGAGCUGGGUAAUCCAGGCUGGGACUGGUCCAGCUUCUCCAAAUCCUUAGCCAAGGCCUACAGCUUGACAACACCGUCCAAGAAGACGCAGGGCAACGGACGGCUCCAGCUCACCGUCCCGGUUGAGGAUGACAAGUGGCCGAAAACAUGGAGAGAUAGUAUUUCUGGGCUUGGGUAUCCAAUCGUCAGCGACCCUCUCUCUGGACAGCACUAUGGAGGUCUCAUGGUUCCAGAUUCCAUUGAUACUACCACGAAGAACAGGAGCUACGCCUGUAGCGCAUAUCUAGGGCCCUCAAUGUCCAGGAAGAACCUAGCCGUAUGGACAAGCACCAUGAUAGAGAAGAUUACAUUUAGUAAUGAGAACGGUAUUACUGCAACCGGUGUUCAGUACAACAAAGACGGAGAAACCAAGACUGUUGCAGCGAGCAAGGAGGUCAUUGUAACAGCCGGCGCCAUCAACUCUCCCAGAUUACUCGAACUCUCGGGUAUUGGCGAUGCCAGUCACCUUAAAUCACUCGGCAUCGAUAUGAUCAUUGAUAAUCCGCACGUUGGUGAGAAUCUCCAGAAUCACCCAAUCUGCUGUGUGGCCUUCGAGAUUACUGAUGGCGAUGGCUUCGAAACCAUGGACAAACUCGCACGACAAGAUUCUGUUGCUAUUGAUGCUGCCAUGGAGGCAUACACCAAGCAGACUGGACCUUUUACAAAGAGUGGUACAAACGCCAUAGCACAGCUCCCAUUCCCAGGCAUCGAAAGUGAAAAAGGAAGAAGCGAGCUUGACAAGAUGAUCAAUAACAGUUUCAACGCGGCACCUGUCCCUGGGAAGACGACGGCUGUUUUUGCAAAAGCGCAUGAGUCUUACGUCCAGUCUCUUCUCAGCUCACCCACAGACGCAUCCGGCCACUACAUGUCAUUCCCAGGCUUUGCCGCCUUCAACGGGGACGGGACCAUGGCACCCCCUCCCCCUGGCACCAAGAACUUCUUCUCCAUCGCCUUAUCUCUCGCGCACCCGCUCUCGCGCGGCUCUGUGCACAUCAACUCAGCAUCGAAUUCCUCUCUGGAGCAGCUCGCUAUCAACCCCAACUAUCUGUCUCACCCGCUCGACCUCGAUGUUAUGGCACGCCACCUCGACUUCCUCUCCUCAUCGCUCGCACAAGCAGAGCCACUCGCCAGCCAUCUCAAGCUUGAUGGCAAGCGCAGCUUCACGUCCGGGGGAGGCCUAAACAAGGCCAGAGAGUACAUACGCAAAGCUGCCGUGGGCGCACAUCACUUCACGGGUACAUGCUCUAUGAUGCCGCGCCACAUGGGUGGCGUCGUCGAUGCAGCGCUCCGUGUCUAUGGGUGCCACAACCUGCGUGUCUGCGACGCGAGUAUUGUUCCCAUUGUGCCGGGUGCUAACCUGCAGGCUACUGUGUAUGGAGUUGCAGAGCAUGCAGCCGGGAUCAUCAAGUCGGGGUUAUAA
Pseudomassariella vexata is the source of this 1785-nucleotide messenger RNA. RefSeq lists its product as uncharacterized. The record is from RefSeq and is a predicted model, not a curated record. Lineage: Eukaryota; Fungi; Ascomycota; Sordariomycetes; Amphisphaeriales; Pseudomassariaceae. The transcript is spliced from 2 exons. Gene Ontology annotation, molecular function: oxidoreductase activity, acting on CH-OH group of donors; flavin adenine dinucleotide binding. The coding region runs from base 1 to 1785 and encodes 594 amino acids.